AUUAUUUUAUGGUUGGUGCAUAGGUUGGUGACAUUGGAAAAGCAACAUAACCUUCAUUUACGUUGUCGUGUUUGCUUCUGUCUUAUUUCGUAAGAUUAAAAAAUCACGCUUCAAUUUUGAACUUUUUAACUUGGACAGUUCCUGAUUAUUUCUAUUAAAUGUAAAAGUUUGAUGGAAAACGAAUAAAAUGGCUACCGUAUUUGAUAUUGAGCUUCACGAUGUUGAGACAGUGGAGGUAUCGGACAGUGACGAUAACGAGAUACAACUUUCAGAGGGUCAAUUUAUAAAUGAAAAUCCAGACCCAAAUGAAGUCAUUGAUUUAACCGAUGGUGAUUUCGAAACUUUGGAAUUGACAGAGGCUAAUGUAAAUCCGACACAAGAGCGUAUGUCCCCGAAGGAUUUUGAUUUACUCAAGGUCCUUGGUAAGGGGGGAUACGGUAAGGUGUUCCAAUGUAGAAAAAGAUCAGGAGCAGAUUCGGGGAAAAUUUUUGCGAUGAAAGUUUUAAGGAAGGCUUCCAUUGUAAGAAAUCAAAAAGAUGUAUCGCAUACAAAAGCAGAAAGAAACAUAUUAGAAAGUGUAAUGCAUCCUUUUAUUGUCCAGCUAAAUUAUGCCUUUCAAACUGGCGGUAAAUUGUAUUUAGUACUAGAAUAUUUAAAUGGUGGAGAACUUUUCACACACUUAGAAAACGAAGGCAUAUUUAUGGAAGACUGCUCAGCAUUCUACUUAGCUGAAAUUAUAUUAGCUCUUGAGCAUUUACAUAGUUUAGGAAUUAUUUAUCGUGACUUAAAACCCGAAAAUAUAUUAUUGGACCAAGAAGGACACGUGAAACUCACAGAUUUCGGUCUGUCAAAAGAGCACAUCCAAGACAAUACUAGAACAUUAACCUUUUGUGGUACCAUUGAAUAUAUGGCUCCAGAAAUCAUAUUAAGGCAAGGACAUGGCAAAGCGGCUGACUGGUGGUCGUUAGGAGCUCUUCUUUACGAUAUGACAACUGGAGCUCCACCUUUUCACGGUGGGUGUCGAAAGACAACAAUCGAAUUAAUAUUAAGGGGUAAACUUACGUUUCCUCAAUACAUGACCACCGAUAUGAAAGACAUACUGCGCAGAUUGUUGAAAAAGAAGCCCCAAGAUAGAUUAGGAGCGCCACCGGACGAUGCGAAAUCGAUCAAAAAGCAUCCUUUUUUCAAGCAUAUUAAUUGGGACGAUGUUUUAAAUAAGAGGAUAGAACCUCCAUAUAAACCUUGUGUGUCUAGCGACGACGAUGUUUCACAGUUUGAUCCAAAAUUUACGAAACAAACUCCAGUUGAUUCUCCAGUGGAUUCGUUUUUAAGCGAAAGUGUAAAUAUGAUAUUUGAGGGAUUUACUUAUGUGGCUCCAUCGAUCUUAGAAGAAAUGUAUAAGCCCCUGAUAUCGAAAUCGCGCUCUCCGAGAAAACUAGGCUCUUCCUACAGACAACACCAUCCUUUUGGUUUCAAUCUGCCUUCCAUACCUUCCAGCUCGAAUUUGCAGCAGCAGGCGGGAAUUUCCAGCUUUUUGGAUGCCGGGUGUCCUUUCGAAGGGCCCUCUGGAGUCCCGGAAUCGUCGUCCGGGGGGCCUUCCAGAGGCGGGGCUAGUUUGAGAACUAAUUACGGUAUUCCCAUACGUCGAGGUAAUUACAAUAAUUGUACAACGGAAAUGAUGGAGGUGGGCAGUGGCGGAGGUAUAUCGCAAGUAUAGUAUGAUGUGACAUUUCUUAGUUCAAUUAUUUUAUGUACAUUUUAUAAGGCGUAACGUUAAAUUGAAAUCGAUAGUUUGGUUUCGUUUUAAAAAUAUCAGUUCAGGAAAAGAAAUAAAGAAUGGACGAGGGUAACAAUAAAUAUGUUAGUUAUUUCUUUUAAUGGGUUCUGGGAAAAAGGUAUAAAAAUAGUAAUCAAAAAUAAAUUUGCCAUUGUUAAAGAGUUUUAAGAUACCAAUGUGUCUAUCUUGUCUUUUUAAUUAGUUUUUGAUUGAUGUGUAUUAUUUUUCCAUUAGGAAAUUUAAAAUAUGCACAAAUAAUUAUGAUUAAACCUUAAAUUAUGGCUAUAUAAAUAAUUAAAAAGUAAUUAUAGUACAGUCAAUCCGGCAUCAAAAAAGGUCUAGACUCCCAUCAAAUUACCUUAUAUUCGAAAAUUCGUAUCCCCCCACCCCACUGUUUUUCAGAAACUGAAAAAAAAAUUGGAUUCGAUUUUCUGGCUGAACCGUAGGUCCCACAGAAAAUUUUACGGGACAAAAAAUGAAGAGAAUUAAAUUCUCUACCUUUUUAUUUCUAAGUAACAAACCUCUAAAACUUACGGGGCCAAAGUUAGAGGGCGCCGAAGUCUCUCAAACGCAGUUUUUUUCAUUUUUCCGGAUGAAAUCAUUUUUUUACUGUCGCAAGGUUUUUAAAAGCAAAGGGCAUAAAAAAAACUAUCAAAUUGAUGUGUAACUUCUAUAUUUCGUAAAACUUAUACAGGUCGUCCCAGAAAUAAGUGGAAGUAUUUAUACUGGUAGUAUAGUUCAACCCCAGAAACACGCCUAUGAGGUUUUUUUCGCGAAAUUUUUUUU
Messenger RNA from Sitophilus oryzae (rice weevil), 2563 nucleotides. RefSeq names its product ribosomal protein S6 kinase beta-2-like. The coding region runs from base 188 to 1717 and encodes 509 amino acids. The record is from RefSeq and is a predicted model, not a curated record. Gene Ontology annotation, molecular function: protein serine/threonine kinase activity; ATP binding. The transcript is spliced from 9 exons. Lineage: Eukaryota; Metazoa; Arthropoda; Insecta; Coleoptera; Curculionidae. Gene Ontology annotation, biological process: signal transduction; protein phosphorylation.